UAUAUUUUAUAGGGCGCGAAGGCGCAGAUGUUGGCGGUCUGAACACAGAGAAGAAGUCGGCCGAGGUCUGCUCUUCAAGCUCAAGCACUUGACGUAUCUAAAAGCAAACAUUCUGCUGAAAUGGAAAACCUUGGAGACAUCCAAGUAAAGGAACUGAACAAGCGUGCUUCAGGUCAAGCAUUUGAGCUCAUCCUGAGCCCGUCAGCGGCAGAUGUCAAGGCCGAAUUUCCUUUGUCCCCUCUUAAGAAAAAGGAAACAUCGCUGGAUGAGAUUAAGAAAAAACUGGAAGCUGCAGAGGAGAGGCGCAAGAGCCAGGGGGCCGAAGUGUUGAAACACUUGGCUGAGAAAAGAGAGCAUGAGAAGGAAGUCCUCCAGAAGGCCAUGGAGGAGAGCUGCAACUUUAGCAAGAUAACACAAGAGAAACUCAAGCAGAAGAUGGAGGCAAACAAAGAGAACCGCUCCGCACGGAUGGCAGCUCUCAAUGAGAAAUUCAAGGAGAAGGACAAGAAGCUUGAAGAAGUGAAGAAGAACAAGGAGGCAAUGAAAGAAAUGGAGAAUUAAUUUGUUUACGAUCUGGAAAACAGUCUUUACAUCUCCAAAGAUAAGCUGUGCUUUUUUUAACUGACUGCUCCAUGGUAUUGUUUGUUGUUAGUUCUGAUUAUACAGUUGAAUGAAAGUUGUUUAUACAAUGUUAGACUGGGUGUGGAUAUAGUCCAAUUUUCUACACUUCUUUCUUAUUGGCAGCUAAUUACAUUGUAUUUUAUUUUUGGCAUUAUCUAUAUUUUUCCAUUAAAGGGCAUUUCGCUGGUGCAAAUUGGUGCUUACACUUCAUGCUGUUGAAAUAUAUCAGGUAGUAGUGUUUAAUACUGUUGUAAAGAUCGAAUAUGCUGUACCAAGCCAAGGUUUGACCAUUAAAGUCUGUAUUCACAAUUUAA
Messenger RNA from Larimichthys crocea (large yellow croaker), 935 nucleotides. RefSeq names its product stathmin 1b (gene stmn1b). The record is from RefSeq and is a predicted model, not a curated record. Lineage: Eukaryota; Metazoa; Chordata; Actinopteri; Sciaenidae. Gene Ontology annotation, molecular function: tubulin binding. Gene Ontology annotation, cellular component: neuron projection; cytoplasm. Bases 121 to 561 code for a protein of 146 amino acids. Gene Ontology annotation, biological process: microtubule depolymerization; neuron projection development; regulation of microtubule polymerization or depolymerization. The transcript is spliced from 5 exons.